Thunnus maccoyii (southern bluefin tuna) is the source of this 10814-nucleotide messenger RNA. It is a transcript of the gene lrch2, whose product is annotated as leucine-rich repeats and calponin homology (CH) domain containing 2. NCBI's taxonomy places the organism in Eukaryota, Metazoa, Chordata, Actinopteri, Scombriformes, Scombridae. The record is from RefSeq and is a predicted model, not a curated record. Gene Ontology annotation, molecular function: protein binding. The transcript is spliced from 21 exons. The coding region runs from base 293 to 2521 and encodes 742 amino acids.
CUCCCUGUGCGCUGCACUGGGGCCCCUGCUGGGAUUUGGUAUAUUAGCAGGUGGAGGAAGAGUAAAAGCCUAAAAUGGCCACCAUACCCUCCUCACCAUCACCAUCAUCACCACCACCACCACCACCAGCAGCAGCAGAAGCAGCAGCAGCAGCACUACCUCGGAAGCCCAUCCCCUAGCGUCCGUCCGGGGAAAGUACCCUGCAUGCGCAUGGGCGGAGAGUCUGCCGCUGUGCGCUGUUAUUAUUGUAAGAGUAAUUUCUUUUUCUUUUUCUUUUUUUUUUUGUACGAAAAUGGCGUCUAGUCAGGGAGGUGUGGGAGCUGUCACUGCUCUACAAAGCCAUCACUACUCUAGCGGACCUCACUGGAGCCCGGGCAUCAGCCAGUACCAGCACCAGCAGCAGCACCACACGGCCCGCAGCCUGGACCGGGCUCUGGAGGAUGCCGUGUGCUCGGGGAUACUGAACCUGAGCGGGAGGAAGCUGAGGGAGUACCCGGGGAUGAGCUACGAUCUGACCGAUACAACACAAGCAGAUCUCUCCAAGAACCGUCUCACAGAAAUCCCUCCAGAAGUGUGUCUGUUCGCCCCCCUCGAGUCGCUCAACCUCUACCACAACUGCAUCAAGUGCAUCCCAGAAGCCAUUAUCAAUCUGCAGAUGCUGACUUAUCUCGAUAUCAGCCGAAAUCUCUUAUCAGUUUUGCCAAAAUACCUGUUCAACCUCCCCCUCAAAGUUCUGCUUGUGAGCAACAACAAGCUUGUGUCCAUCCCCGAGGAGAUCGGCAAGGCCAGAGAGUUGAUGGAACUGGACGUGAGCUGUAAUGAGAUCCAGGUGCUGCCAGCUCAGGUGGGGAGGCUUGUAGCCUUACGAGAACUCAACAUCAGGAAGAAUUGUCUUCACAUGCUGCCUGAGGAAUUGGCUGACCUGCCUCUCAUUAGACUUGACUUCUCCUGCAAUAAGAUCACAGAGAUUCCUCCAGCCUACAGGAAACUCAGGCAACUGCAGCACAUCAUCCUAGACAACAAUCCUAUGCAGUCUCCACCCGCACAGAUUUGUCUUAAGGGCAAAGUGCACAUAUUCAAGUACCUGAACAUCCAGGCAUGUAGGAUGGAUAAGAAACCAGACACCCUGGACCUCCCCUCCCUCGGCAAACGUUGCCUUCCACAGCCGCUUACAGAUAGCAUGGAAGAUUUUUAUCCCAGUAAGAACCAUGGGCCUGACUCUGGAAUCGGUAGUGAUAAUGGUGACAAGAGGCUGUCUACAACAGAGCCUUCAGAUGAUGACACGGUCAGCCUGCACUCUCAGGUUUCAGAGACAGCCCGUGCUGAUGCCCUCUCACUCCUCUCCAAAAUGGACUCGUGCAAAGAUCAGGAUCUCUAUGACUUUAUAGAGCCCAACCCACACGAGGUUCCUGCUCUGUCAGAGUGUGAUGGGCAGCAGAGCACUCAUGUGUCUUGUAUAAAGGAACUGGAAAAAGUUCUUAACAUGUCUCACCAAAGCAAAGAUAAAGAUAGCUGGAAAGAGGAGUCAGGUUCCGACAAGGAGCAGCUAGUUGAGGAAGAGGAUGAUGAGCUGAAGGAAGUGCUGGAUCUGAGGAAGAUUGCUGUUCAACUUUUGCAGCAGGAGCAGCAGAAUAGACGACGGUCCUUAAUUUGCAGAGCAGAGAGUCUUAUUCACCGACGGAGAGUGACCGGCCGAGCUCACAGGUUCCUAAGUCACUCUGGAAGCUCCAGCAGCAAACCGAGGCCCCCGCCUCAGACAGCUCGAAGUGCUUCUCUGGAUGAGGGAAGCAGUGGAGCAUCAGUGCUGAGUGGACAGCCUUCAUCCUCCUGCUCCUUUGACGGCAGCCUGAAGACAGAUCAGUCAGAUUCAGAGCCAAAGUGGCCUGAAGUCCCCCCUGUCCUUAAUCAGAAUGAAGAUCGGCGGAGGAAUAAGUACCUGAGAAAGGAUUAUCUGAAGUACAAAUGUCAGAGUUCUCGGAAAAACUCCAGUGGGAAUGACGACUGCGAGGAGGGCUUACGCAAUGCUGAUUUCAGCACCACCCUGACAGUAUUUGGACUAAAGCCUAGAUCAGCCUUCACCAGAGGAAGCCGUCAGGAGUACAGCUCAACAGACCCCAGUUUCACUAUGCGGAGGAAGAUGGAGCACUUGAGAGAGGAAAUGGAACAGAUAGGACUCUUACGACAGAACAUCGAGUCCAGACUGAAGGUGUUGCUCCCAGAUGAUGUUGGAGCUGCUCUGAUGGAUGGGGUUGUCCUUUGCCAUUUGGCCAAUCACAUUUGUCCUCGGUCUGUCGCCAGCAUCCACGUACCAUCACCUGCAGUGCCAAAGCUUAGCAUGGCUAAAUGUCGUAGGAAUGUGGAGAACUUCUUGGAUGCCUGUAAGAAGCUGGGUGUCCCACAGGACAAGCUGUGUCUGCCACAUCAUAUCCUGGAAGAGCGCGGUUUGGUGAAGGUGGGUGUGACUGUCCAGGCUCUGCUUGAUCUGCCUACGUCAAAGCCCACACAACUGUCUGCUGUGUGACACAAGCCUGAGUGUGUCAUCCAGCCUGCAGUCAUCCAGCCCUCACCAUCUGUUCCCUAGCCCCUAACCCACACCCCAUCGCCAGGGACCAGAGAGCCCCCCAGGGCGAGGACCCAGUGGCCUGUGGGUCUUUGGGAGUUCUCUGCCUGACUGAAACAGGAGACAGGAUGGUGAAAUACCUCCAUCUCCUUAUAUGAUGUCAGCCGCUAUCCACUUCCUGUCCAUGGCAUUUUCACUUGUAUCCUGUUCCUAGUUACUGGGGUCAUCCUGUUUGUGUGUGGACCACCUAUAUGACUGUGUGUUUCCUGAGCUUCACAGUUUGGACUUGCUGAAAAGAGACGGACAAGACAAUGGGUCUUGUAGGAAAACCUGUACAUCCCUCUAACUACGUUCAGUGAUUAUUGAGCCUGCAAGUGCCAAUACUGAUAAAAAAUUCCCAUGCUGGUUUUGAAGACAUUGGCGGUAAGGAGAUGUAGACAUGUAACUCACUCUUUCACUGGUGAGAAUUAAGCUGCGUACUGAUCUCUCAGCCACAAACCACUGACUAACCUCAAGGGGCUGAGUUUCUCUUUCUUGUUUGUGAAAUUUAUUUUUCUCAUGAAACUUUAUUUGUGUGUGUGUUUUUUUUAAUGGCUUGCAUCAGGUCCCUACUGUGUCUUCUUUUCAGCAGCCAAACCCUAUUAAUAUGUAGUGUUAACUUAUUUGUCAAGUAUUGCAUUUGAGCAACCACAGCUCCACUGCAAUUUAAGGGAAAAUGCAAGGAUUGCUCUCUGAAAAGCAUGAAAGGUAGAAUUGAAUUUGAUGUUGUCUUUGGGGAAGUCAUGCUACCAUAAGCAACCUCCAUUUUCCCUCGAACUCUGGUAUGGUUGCUACAUCUGUAAACUACUGUACAAAUCAUGCACAAUUCCAUUCUUACUCAAUACAAACCUGUGUGAACAAGGGGAGGUGACCACUGUGAUAACGUACUUGGCCCUGGCCAAAAGCGUGAUGGUUCUGUUUCGUAGCAUUUUCCAUUGCACAUGCAAGCCCUUACUUUACUUGCAAUUUUCUACUGCUUUUAUACUUUCCUCCCAGUCAUUGCUGAUUAUCGCAUGCCAUUUUUUUGUAGUUGAUGUUAGAGACAAAGCAGAUUUUAUUGCUUUGCGGAACCUUGGAGGAAACAUGCUCAUACAGUACGCGUUGUGAGAGGAGUGAGGGGCCUCUGGAUCAGAAAAGUCUUCUGCACUGCUCAGAGGCAAUCGCUCCUUCAAACCAGCCAUGACACAAUCUUAUCUUACUGCCAGGCCACUCUGCUGCAUGUGGUUUAUGAUGCAAUUCACCAUUUCACAGAAAUUAAAUUAUUUAUGUACUGUAUUUAUUCAUUUAUUUUAUAUUUAUGUCUCAUUGCUUUGUGCGUCUUAACGGUGACCAUCUGUUUAGGUGUGGUACAGUUGACCUUUGAGAUCAACAUAUGUUUUUCUCUUUGCACCGUGUCAACUUAAUGACUCUGUAACCAGAAAUUAGAAAAUGCCUGAAAGCAGCUGGACGUAUAGCUAUACUGUUCCUCUGUUCAUUGUUUCAAAUUAUGAAUUACUGACUGCUGUCACUUGUUGUUUCAUACUGGUUGACACUGGUGUAACACGAAAAUCACUCAGUGUGUAAGUCUAAAUGCACAUAUUUUCACACCAUGUCUCAGGAGAGCUAACAACAGUGCUGAGAGCAUGAAAUGCACCCGCAUAACAGAGACUUGAUUCUGUGGCAGUCAUGCAACAGUUGAAGCCAACUUAAGGAAUUAUGUGUCUGUAUAACAGAAGCACACCUUGUUUUAUGUUUUAAAUUGAUGUGCCUCUUAUUCAUGCAUUGGUAUUUCUGUGGGGCAAUAUUAAUUUGCUUGUCAUGCGGUUGGCAUGUUGGCUUUGGCUAUGCUGGAUAAGAUAGAAUUCCCUCAGGCAGAUUUACUGCACCACUCAUUUUAAAAUUAGCUCUCCAACAUGUGAAGACAAGGAAUUGAGGUAAAGCACAUUAUAGGUUAAUUAUAAAUAUCAUAAAUCAACUUAAGAACUUUGACUAUGAAUUCAUUAUAUGUAAAAAUGGUGAUGAUGCUGGCCAAAAGGCUUAUCUAUCAAAAGUCUCUAAAAUGUGGUACAGAUCAAAGUUUUUAUUCACUUUUCAUGAUCAAGUAAAAAGAUAAAACUUUUCUCUGGCUUCAUGACCUGUAUUGACUAUCUAAUCUAUCAGUGACAUAAAGUUAAAGCAGAUGUGGAUGUCUAGUGCAGACGUAGCGAGUCAUAAUGCAGAAACUGUUUAUGGGUUUUUCUUUUUUUUGCUUUGUAGGUUUAGUAGCUGAAACAUCUUGGAGGACAUCAAUAUUUAAUGCCACUUCAACACCUUGAAAGUCCACAAAUAUCAUGUUUAACAAACAGCACUGUAACAUCUGAAAACAUGACAUAUUGUGCCUUAAAGGACGGGUAUCUUUUCUGCAGUCUUCUGCACUAUUAAGUUUGUGAUAUGUACCUGUAUUUUUUGAUCUAGAAAUCUAUGAGUUAAAAUCACUGCCACAUACUUCUCUUUUGUCCUACAAGUGAACAGCAUCCUAUAGAUUUAGUUUAACAUAGGCAGCUCCUCGACCGAUGAGCUACAGCUCUAUAUUGGAGGAGAGUUACAUUAGAGCUCAGUGGACAGUACAUAGAUAUCCAAUAUUUCUGAGAUUUGUACUUGAGGGUUAAUUCACUGACUCAGUGGCUAGCAUGAAUCAGCAUUUCACUUGUAUUGCUUUGCACACCAGAGUUCAAAUACUGUGUCACCUGUCACAUGGUCUGAUGCUCCACUUUGAAUUACUGUUCCUGAGAACCUCUGCUUCUUCCUCUGAAUGCGCCGUAAUGUCUGACUUUGUGCCAACAUAUUCCAUAGAACAGAAACCACAGAGAUACAAAAUGAUACAGGGCUUCCAGUUAAUAAUGCCUCCGUGUGAGUGUAAAUUAUGCACAGAUAAUGACAGAGUCUCAUCUCACACCUGUUCCUUGCAAAGAAAAUCUCUGAGCUCAAAAACAGUCUGCCUCCAGAAAUACCCCUGUCCAUUACACUCUUUUCUAACACUGCAGACAGGUCAUCCUUCAUGCUCCCUGCUGCCAUAUGUUUAUCAAACAAGCAACUUUUUAAGGAAUAGACAUUGCAACUACAGCUUACAUCUGCAUCAUCUGCAUCUUGGAGCAGCAUUUAUCACCAUGUAAAAUGACUGUUUAUUAUGAAACACUGGCAGAUGUAAGAAUCUGAAAAAUAAUACCUUCACGACUGCAGUACACAGUACUUGCCAUGUUAACAUUACAGAAGCUGGUGCGCUAUAUCUGAACUACAAAAGUCACACAGCCAAGAUAGUAGCACUGAUGAAACCAAUGUGUAACCUACCUCAGGUUUGACAUGUCAAAUGCUUCGGUUUUAGUAUUACAUCGUUUUUACAUGUUAAAGAUAAAUGCCUGGAUGUUUUGAAUUUUGAUAGAUUCAGAUACUUUUCUGAUCAGAAGUUAAAAAUGGAUUCAGAUGCUCAGAAUGAUGUAUUAAGACUCAAGUCAAUGAUGUCUGGCCAUAACAAUGUUUGCCACUGCCACAAGUUUGAGGUUGGCUUUCAAUUCCAUUUCAUUUUCACAAUACUGUGACUGGCUGAGUUGAGGCAUGAAAGAGGCAGGAAUUCACACCACUAAGAGGAUUUUUUUGUGGUUUGAUCACAUGUGGUUACUGCUGUGGUUUUUAAUGGGAAUAAAGUAGAUUUUCAGAUAUAUGUGAAUUGUUUGGCAAGGGAGGAUGUCACAAACAGCCUCAAAUGCCCUCUCCUUCCCUGAGAAGAGAGGCUGAAUCAUUCCAAGUUUUGCCAUUUGUUGAAAUGAGAAUGACUAUAAACCUAAAUGCAGCUGGUGUUAUCUUUUUAGUUAAAAAGACUAAAAAAGACUAGUAAUUAAAAAAAGACUUCCUGCUUUUUCCACAGCAAUAAUGAAUUCCAUUCAAACCGUCACACACUCUAAAGGCUUUUUGUCCUAAUCGUACAGUUCACAGCUUCCUUUUGCUGUAUGGCUGUAGGACACUGUUGAAAGUUCUAGAUGUGACUCAACCCAUUUUUCUUUUUCUUUUUUUUUCUUUUUUUCUUUUGUUAUGUUCAUUGUAACAAACCCUGUAUGCCUGGGACAGUUACAUGUUUCCAUUUAAGCAAAUUACGUCCAGCUUCUUUCCUUUCUGAUCCUGUGUUUAUCUGUUGAAAUUGCCAUUUAUUCCGUCAUUAAUUCACACACAUGCUGGUACAUGAAUGCUGGAGCUGAUCAUGUGUUACCAGUGGUGGAUGAAGUACCUGAAAGCCACACUUAAGUAAAAGUAUCUUCAGAUAUGAGUUGAGAUAUCCUACCCAGAAAAUGACUUUGGUAAAAGUUAAAGUCACCUAAUAGAAUAUAUACAGUAUCUGAUAUGAACUGGACUUAAGUAUGAAAAGUAAUUUUCUGAUAUAAAAUGUAAUUGAAAGUAAAAGUACAAAAAAAAGCAAGCAGUCAGAAUUUUGAGAAUUAUGAAGUUUAUUCUUUUAAGCAUGUACACCAACUUAAAAAUGGAGCCCACAUGACACCUGAAGAAAAACAAGGGCUUCACAACUUAACAGAAUUUAAAGAACAAAAACCCAGUUUUUACCUCCCUCCUUCCUCUAUUCCUUCUCCACAGUAACAAUCCAGUUAUUGCUUGAAACUGAAAAAUUUGCUGUUCAUCUUUAAAAGUAGUUGGUUUUCAGAAUUCAGUCCUGCUCUUCUUGGGCUGAGGACAAGUCCUGCAAUACUAAAUAGCCUUUCACAGACCGCUGAGGCAAGUAGAGACGUGUUCAGCUUCACAGACAACUUGCACAAAGCUGGAAAGGAUUUCAGCAAGUCCAUGUGAUCUGUUGAACAGGCCAAGUAUCCCUCCAAUUGUCUCAUGCCUGAGACGACCGCAGGACAUAGAAAAGUCAUCUUUAUCAGAUUAACUGGACCUGGUGGCAUCAUCCAGCUGCAGGGAGGAUUCUUCCAUGUGCUGCUUGAUGUAGUCAAUUCCUGAACUAAAGUGAGGAUGAAAAUAUAAAUGAUAGGUUUAAUACAACUUUCUAACAUGUCAUGACGCCAACCUGAGGUUUUGUACUAAAUAGUGUGUUUUAAUUUGAGGUUCAUGCACUGUCCAUGCAUUCAUAGUUGAUUUGUGAGCUUGUCAAUAUUACAGUGUCAAAAUGUAUUCCCAUGCACUUAUUUUUCACUAUCCCCACUCUCAACUGCAAUCAAUUCACGGUCUCCUGACAUGUGGCCAAAUCAAUUCCUUAUCCGACCUGUAAAGCAUCUACCAGAGGCUUGCAGUACUUCAAUGGCAACUUGACUCGGUCAAGUUUGAUGGUCAGCCAGUUGAUUGAUUGUUUUUAUUUGCUUCUGCUUGCAAGAUGUUGGUUGCCUGGGCUCAUGGUGUGGCAUGAGGAAUGUGAGUUCAGCUGGAUUAAAUAUCUGAUGAAAGCAAAAACAACACUACUGUUUUAUAUAACUAUAACCAUUUUACUGGAUUCAACAAAAAUAAUUGCAAGUAUUUUUAACAGUUUCAGCUGCAAGUGUGGAUCCUCCACAUUUGUUCCAAAGUGCAUUAUACUUGCCAAAUGUUGAAUAGUACACUUUCUUGUACACCUCAUUGGAUGUUGCUUUCAUGGCAUCAAUGGUAACUAUUAAGUUGAAUAGGUGACAGUGCUGAUGCUUUGGGAGCUGGAACUCAAAACUGUCAUCUUCAUUCAGAGGCAUUGACACAUCAACAAACUCCACUUCUUCACCACCCUCUUGAUCCUCUUGAUCCUUUCCUGGCUGAGAUGCAUCACCAUCACCUCUGACUGCAUUGUUCUUAUCUUCAGCAAAAACUUGGAAAGCUUUUAUGAAGUUAGAGCCGUUGUCUGUUGUUCUUCUCAGAAUCUGCCCCUGAAUUUCAAACUCGGAAUGGAUGUCAUUUGGGGCACUUGUCAACACAAUGUGUGCAAACCCCUGUGCUUGUUUAAAGGCUGCCGAGCAUUUUUUGAGACUGUCAGGCUCAAUCCAGUGGGCAGUAACACCAAUAAAGCUCCACCUUCUGACAGACCAGAAAUCAGUGGUGGUGGUGAUAUGGUCAACUCCCUUCAUGGCCUUCACUCCCUUGGAGACAUCAUCAAUCAUGGAGCGCAGGGUCCUGCCGUGACAUAAUUUUUGCAUUAGGCAGCAGUUCCUUCACAAAAUCUCUAGCCUACAACCACCUAAUUUUGAUGGAAUUGAAAGUAAAACCUAAGAGAGUUUAAAGGCCAAUAUUUCAGUAUCUUUGGAUAAACAUAAGAGACAUUUCAUCCGGUACGAAGAACCUUUCACUCCAAUAUGAUAAAACAUUUCUUGCAAAUAUGGCCACAGGUGUUUGUCUUCGGCACCACCGUUGUUUGUCACAGCUUAACCAUGGCUUUGAGAGCACUUGUUUGCCCAUUAACGUGAUUAACCAAUGAUCUAACUUGCAAGCUAGGAACACUGAUUCACUAAACCUGCUUGCUUGCAGUCCGUGUUCCAACAUCAUUAUGGCCCUUUCAGACACAAUGUGAUUUGAGCUGGGCUUGCCACUGGGUUCCAUGUGCAUCUGUGUUCGGGGGAAGUUUUGGAGGACAGAGCAAAAUAGGCAGAGUUUUCAAAUCUUCUAGCAGGAUUACGUCAUUUUGUUGUUGCCAGCAACAAAGACACAUCUGGUUGGAAACAUGUUUCCAAGAUAGGGCUUUCCUCCCGAGGUCUUGAUAUAAGAGUAAACUUGUGUUGUACAAAUCAGGGAAUUCAGACACACACAAUAUUAGCUUUUCCUCCAUUUUGCCUUCCAUGCCUGGCUGGCUGCCUUGUUUCUAUUGGUCAUGCAGGUAUUUGUCACAACAUGCAGCACCCAGGCGCUACUCCUCCAUGAGCUCGUCGAGCAAGGCGCGGGUGUAGCACAGCGCGCAGCUCGAUGCAGUGACACACUACCGUGGUACGGUGCAAGCCAUUGGAAAUGGGUUUCAGAGCACAGUGGUGCAGUUGUCUGAAAGGGCCUUUAGAUUACCAAAUUUCCUCCAAUUUGAUUUUGUAGUUAUCAAGUAAUGAAGAUGUUUAAAGAAAAUGUAUCGGAGUAAAAGUACACAUUUUAUUUAGGAAAUGAAGUGGAGUAAAAGUAAAAGUUGACAGAAAUAUAAAAACUCAAGUAAGUACAGAUGCUCCUAAAAAAUACUUAAGUACUGUAUUGAAGUAUUAUUACUUUGUUACGUUACACCACUGCAUGUUACAAUGCAAAUUAAUAUGUAAUGUUUUAGUUGCACACACUUAUGUGCAACUCUAAUGCAAUGAGUGUGACUUUGCGCUCCCUCUUUUGAUAUCUGUAUAGUUCAGUUGUUGCAGACAGAUAUUGACAUGAAAAAGGAAUUUCCUGUGUUUCCUAAUGCUGUAUCUUUGGAAGAUAUGCACUUGAUUUGGCAAACUCAGACUGAUUUAAGCCUCAUAUCAGCUUUGGUUAACUUGAAAGAUAGAGUACUGGAUUUUGUGCCCCAUCUCUAACUGUGGAAUCCUAUCAAAAAAAGAUAUCAUCAGGGCCAGUAUGGACUGGAGGAAUUAUUCUACCGACUGAUAACUCUCUUCUAUUGGUGAAAAGUAACAGCUGAUUGUGAUUUUCAGACAUUAAUGUGUGUGUUAGCACCUGUGAGCACGCUGUCAUACACCAAGAACAGUUCUACCCAGUUCUUCAUCAUUCUGUUGUUCAGUAGUACAGAUCAGAUUAAUCAAUAUCCUGUAUGGAAAGUAUUUUAAGAGGCCUGGAAGCAGGUUUGUAUGUUGCUGAGCAAGAGCAACGCACAGAAUGUUCUUCAUUUUGCUUUUUAGUGAUGAUCAUGGAGAGUCAAACUGGCAGAUAAUUUUCUACAGAUGCUGUAGUGGUGCUGAUCCACAUUUUGUAAAUCCACUGCAUUUAUCCUCUGCGUACAUGCAUUUUUUUUGCCUUACAGCCUCCCCAUCUCUGUAACUGGUCACAACUGCUGUAUGGAUGUUUGUUUUUACUCUGUUGUGCUGUUUUUAACGGUUCUCAUCUCAUCCCCAAAAAAAAAAAAAAAUUGAAACAGUGAGUCAUGCCUAAAUACUACACUGCCGAGAAAAUUCUUCAUGUAUAUAAGCGUUUUGUAUUUUAAAACAAGUCAAAUGCAUGCAAGAACACAGAAUGACCGGAGCUGAACCUUUGUACAUAUCAUCUGUAUAAAUUCCAGGGAUUUCUUAAAAAAACAAACGUGGUCAAUAUAAAAUAAAGACGAAUUGUUUGUUUGUCA